UUGUACGUGUGUGUGUGUGUGUGUCUUGUAGUGGAAGAGGAAGGCUGAGCAACCAGACAUAGAGGUUAGAGAGAGCUGCUACCAGUCUGGCUAAGAGGAGCAGAUCAGAACGCUGCUUUGCCAAAGCUCGGCCUCCCAAACGGACAUUUGAAGCCGCGAAAACCAAAAAUGAAAUGAGAGGCUGGACAGCUGCCUCACCUGCGUAACCAGUCUGAAGGAUUCCCAGUCUGGAGGAUUCCCAGUGAAGACCAACAGGCUUGCUCGCUGUGAAAAAUUGAAGGCGCAUGAGAAAGAGGGAAAGGAGGGGAGAGGAGGCACUCGGGAGCAGAGCAACAAGUAGAACUCGGAGAGGAGCCGUGAUGGAGGACCUGCCCGUCUACCACGGCCCCAUCGGCAUGGAGGAGGGGGAGAGGCGGCUGGCCCAGGACGGGCGGGACGGGGGCUACCUCGUCCGCGACAGUGACUCCGUGGCGGGCGUCUACUGCCUGUGUGUGCUGUACAACGGAUUCGUGUACACGUACCGACUCCACAAGGACGCCGCGGGCUCGUGGGCUGCCGAAGUGAGACUUUUCGUCGUUGCAUUUCUUGCUCUCCUAAACACUUUACAGGAGCACACGCCCACCUCCCUUCGGCUGGUUGAUGAGUUCUUCAGACCACUCCUGGUGUGCAGAAACGAUAUUUCCGGCAAAUCAGGAACCUGAUAGCAGCUUUCCAGAAGCCGGGACAAGGAAUUGCCAUUCCUCUCCUCCACGCCGUCACAGCUCAGACGCGGGCAGAAGCCCACGCAGAGAACUAGACGCCUGGUGGCGGCCGCGCUCACCUCUGGCAGCAUAAACCCUGAGCUCAUGAUUGACCUCAUUAGAAACUAAAAGAAAACUCGUUGAUGAUGACGACCGUGUGUUUGAAGUGAAUGUCUUUUUGUUCUCUUCCCAUUAAUCAGCUCCUAGUUAGUUCAAUCUAGUCGUUCAAGCUCGAGCUGUGACUCAGAUCUCAGCAUCCUUCCAGCAUCUCUUUUCUUUUCUCUUUUCUCCCCCCCCCCCCCACCACCUCUGCAUAUGCGGCACAGAAAGAGCCUCAUAACUUUUAGGGAUGUGAUGUAAAAUAUUCAACUGCUGAAACAUUAAUAUCCAUCUCUGCAUACGUAAGCUGACAACAAUACUGUGCUCUGUUUUCUUAAUGCAAUUCAGUUGUGUGAAUGGCAAAGGAAAUAAAUGAUAUUGGUUGAAAUAAACUCUUUUAAAUGGGGUCACGCAUACACAGCCACACAC
This is a messenger RNA of Cyclopterus lumpus (lumpfish), 1268 nucleotides long. RefSeq names its product SH2 domain-containing protein 1A-like. NCBI's taxonomy places the organism in Eukaryota, Metazoa, Chordata, Actinopteri, Perciformes, Cyclopteridae. Bases 285 to 701 code for a protein of 138 amino acids. The record is from RefSeq and is a predicted model, not a curated record. The transcript has 3 exons.